This is a messenger RNA of Ailuropoda melanoleuca (giant panda), 1167 nucleotides long. Its product is annotated as keratin, type I cytoskeletal 10-like. The record is from RefSeq and is a predicted model, not a curated record. Gene Ontology annotation, cellular component: cytoskeleton. Lineage: Eukaryota; Metazoa; Chordata; Mammalia; Carnivora; Ursidae. Gene Ontology annotation, molecular function: structural molecule activity. The annotation marks the transcript as partial. The transcript has a single exon. Gene Ontology annotation, biological process: epithelial cell differentiation; intermediate filament organization.
AUUGCCAAUGGUUAUGGAGUCGGCUUUGGCAUCGGGGGUGGCGGUAGCUUAGGAGGCGGCUAUGGUGGUGGCAGUGUGGGCUUUGGCGGUGGAGGUGCUGGAUUUGGCGGUGGUGGUUUUGGUGGUGGUGCUGGCUUUGGCACUGGAGGCGCUGGCUUUGGUGGUGUUGGUUAUGGUGGCGGUGGUUUUGGAGGUGGCGACGGGGGCCUGCUCUCUGGCGGCAAUGAAAAGCAGACCAUGCAGAACCUCAAUGACCGCUUGGCAUCCUACCUGGACAAAGUGAAGGCCUUGGAGGAUGGCAACGGCGAGCUGGAGAAGAAGAUCCGGGAUUGGUACGAGAAGCACCGACCCGGGUCUGCUUCCGGAGACCCAGGCCGUGACUACAGCAAAUAUUACCCCAUCAUUGAAGAUCUGAAAAAAAAGAUCAUAGCGGCCACCUUGGAGAACGCCAAGUGUAUGCUCCAGAUUGACAACGCCAGGCUGGCGGCCGAUGACUUCAAGCUCAAGUAUGAGAAUGAGCUUUGCAUGCGCCAGAAUGUGGAGGCCGACAUCAACGGACUACGCAGGGUCUUCGAUGAGCUGACCAUGUGCAAGUCUGACCUUGAGAUCCAGCUCGAAAGCCUAACUGAGGAACUCGCCUACCUCAAGAAGAACCAUGAAGAGGAGAUGAAAUCCCUUUCCGGCGGAGCCACAGGAGAGGUAACCGUUGAGAUGAACGCUGCUCCGACCACUGACCUUCUCAAAGCGCUGAAUGACAUGAGAGGACAAUAUGAAGCCAUCGCCGAAAAGAACCGCAGCGAGGCAGAGGCCCGCUUCCAGGAGCAGAGCAAAGAACUGAAGAAAGAGGUGUCCAAAGGAGUGGAGCAGGUGCAGUCUACCAAGACUGAGAUCAGCGACCUGAGGCGGUCCAUGCAGGCUCUGGAGAUAGAGCUGCAGUCCCAACUCGCCAUGAAACGAUCCCUUGAGGAGACCUUGGCGGAGACGGAGGGGCGGUACUGCUCCCAGCUAAAUAAGAUCCAGAUCACCAUCUCUGGCUUGGAGGAGCAACUCAACCAGAUCCGCAUGGACAUGGAAAACCAGAGCUCGGAAUAUCAGAUGCUCCUGGACAUCAAGACACGACUGGAGCAGGAAAUCCAGACCUAUCGGCGACUGCUGGAUGGCGAAGGA